CCUCUCAAGUACUGUGUCCAGUUCUGUGCCCCUCCAUUCAGGAAGAACAUAGAGGUGAUGGAGUGGAUCCAGAUAAGGGCAUUGGAGCUGGUGAAGGGUCUGGAGCACAAGUCUUGCGAGGAGCGACUGAGGGAGCUGGGGUUGUUAAACCUGGAGAAAAAGGAGGCUCAGGGGGGACUUUAUCACUCUCUGGAACCAUCUGAAAGGAGGCAGUAGCCAGGUGGGGGUCAGCCUCUUCUCUCAGGCAACCAGCAAGAGGACAAGAGGAAACAGCCUCAAGCUGUGCCAGGGAAGGUUUAGGUUGGACACAGGGAAGAAUCUCUUCACAGAUGGGGUGAAUGGAAUGCCCGUGGAGGAGGCGGAGUCACUAUCCCUUAAGGGCCUGCGGUUUGAGGUGGUUCCAUCCUGGUUUAAGGAGACACUAGAAAAGUCAUCUUUUAAAGCCCCUUAUGAGUAUGCUGUGGAAACAGCAAAACAGAAAGCUCUUGAAGUAGCAAACAGAAUGCAUGUAAAGCAUAUGAGAACACCUGAUAUUGUCAUAGGAGCAGACACUAUUGUGUCUGUGGAUGAGCAGAUCCUGGAGAAACCAGUUGAUAAGCAAGAUGCCUACAGGAUGCUAUCAAGGUUAAAUGGGAAAGAGCACAGUGUUUUCACAGGCGUGGCUAUUAUACACUGCUGCAGUAAAGACAAUCAGCUAGAGAUGGAAAUCACCGAUUUCUAUGAAGAGACUAAAGUAAAAUUUUCUGAGCUGUCUGAAGAGCUCUUAUGGGAGUAUAUUCAUAGUGGGGAGCCAAUGGACAAGGCUGGUGGAUAUGGUAUCCAGGCCCUUGGUGGAAUGUUAGUUGAGUAUGUCCAUGGAGACUUCUUGAAUGUGGUGGGAUUUCCUUUGAAUCACUUCUGCAAAAAGCUAGCAGAAUUAUACUAUCCGCCCUCUAAACAUAAUGUACAACAUAAAAAGUAUGACUCUAUCCCUUCUGUGGACACUUUUGAGAACCUAAGUGAUGAAGAAAAUUCAAAUUUCACAGAGCACAAAGUUGCUAGUAAGUUGGACUGCAGUGGCAUGCAUUCCUCAGGAGCUGCUUACACUUCUGAUAACACCUCUGCUGUCAGAACUGAUUUUACAGUACCCUUGGAAAAUCAGAAUGGAGUGUCACAGAGUGCAUCAAAACUUCCAUCCAAAAUUCUAGAGCUGAUGGAUGGUUUUAGAGCUUCAAAGGCUCUGUUUGUAGCCUCUAAGCUGAAGAUAUUUGAUCAUCUGAAAGACAAAUGUCCAAUGAAGGCUGUGGAUAUUGCAAAUGAUGUUGGAACCUUUAUACGUGGAACUGAAAGACUCCUUGAUGCAUGUGCUUCUCUUGGAUUACUGGAGAAAACACCACAAGGUUAUAGAAAUACAGACUCAGCAAAUACCUACCUGACCUCAGAUGGUAAAUACUCACUUCAUGGCUACAUUAUCCAUUCUAAUGAUCACCUUUGGCCUCUCUUCACAAACUUGGAGUCUGCUGUCAAAGAAGGGAGCAGGCAGAAUCAUCGAGCCUUUGGAAAGAAAGCAGAUGAUCUAUUUAAGGACUAUUAUCACAGCCAGGAGGUAAAGCAACGUUUUAUGGCUGCCAUGCACAGCAUUGCUCACCUGACAGCAAGAGAUGUGGCUACAGCAUUUGAUCUUUCACAGUUUAAAUCUGCUUGUGAUUUAGGAGGUUGCACUGGAGCUCUGGCUCAUGAAUUAGUACAAGUAUACCCAAAUCUCAAGGUCACAGUAUUUGACCUUCCAGAAGUCAUUGCAAACACCUCUUACUUUCAGCCUUCAGGACAGCACACUGCUCCGGUAACAUUUGUGUCAGGUGACUUCUUCAAGGAUAAUCUUCCAGAAGCAGACCUUUACAUCCUUUCACGUGUUCUUCAUGACUGGCCUGAUGAAAAGAUACAUGUGCUGUUAAGCAAGAUAUCAGCUGUUUGCAGACCAGGAAGUGCCUUGCUAGUGGCAGAAACUGUGCUCAAUGAACAGAAGACGCACCCUUCUGUAGCUGUGCUACAAUCCCUCAGUAUGACUGAAGGCAAGCAGAGAAGCAGCUCAGAAUAUAAACAGCUACUGGAGAAAUACGGAUUCACAGAUGUACAAAUUAAGAUCACAGGAAACUUAUUAGAUGCUGUCCUGUGCUUCAAGAAGAAUCUGUCACUGUAGUGUGCCCAGAAACAAUCUAGGAUGCUGAAUGUUCACCCCUUGUGCAAUAUACCCAUCAUCAACCAGCUCGUAUUGGCAGUUGAGGAUCAUUUUGGCCCUUUGUCUGAAGCAUGGUUGUUACAGGCCUUGGAUAGAAGUUGGAGUGCAGCUUUUGCCAGAAUGAAUUCUGUGCAUUUUAAAAAGUGUCUGGGGCAGGCUGAAACUCCUGCAUGUGAAAUACCUUAAUGUCCAAUUCUUCUGCAGACUGUAUUAAGCUUAGUUAGACUUGGCAUAGCUGUGUAUAGCCGGUGAAGUUAAAAAUGCAAGCUUGUGCUGAGAUACAUUAAUACCUCCAUUUUCUUGGACCUUAAAAUUAAAGAGAAUUCCCCCUCUGCAAUGUA
Molecule: messenger RNA, 2559 nt
Organism: Vidua chalybeata
Lineage: Eukaryota; Metazoa; Chordata; Aves; Passeriformes; Viduidae
Gene: ASMTL
Product: acetylserotonin O-methyltransferase like
Exons: 13
Coding region: 344-2179 (611 amino acids)
Molecular function (GO): O-methyltransferase activity; nucleoside triphosphate diphosphatase activity
Source: RefSeq, a predicted model, not a curated record